AUGAUGGAAUUGAAAGGACCCACAUCGCCAGCCCUUGCUCCGGACGCGAUGCCACCAUUCAGAAAGGAUCCCUCUGUACGCCAGCGUGCCCAACUCUUGCUCGAAUCCCAUUGGCGACCUGAAGCCGUAGCUGCGGAUGCCUGUUCCAGUGUAUCGACGGCGUAUCGAUGGGAGCGGAACCUUGCUAUCUAUGGUGACACCGUGAUCCCUCGUGACAGGUACAUUCAUACACAAGGGCGAUGCCGCAGCCUCUCACCUGCUGCUUUAGACGCUCUUCUUGACUACCAGCGUCAAAAGCCGUGGCUGUAUCAAGACGAAUUGGCGCAGUUCUUGAAAGAGGAGUGGGAUGUCGAGGUCCACAAGUCCACCGUCUGCAGGGCUCUGAAAAGUACGUUCUCUACAAUUUUCUAUGAAUGGCGCUAA
This is a messenger RNA of Letharia columbiana, 423 nucleotides long. RefSeq lists its product as uncharacterized. Lineage: Eukaryota; Fungi; Ascomycota; Lecanoromycetes; Lecanorales; Parmeliaceae. The coding region runs from base 1 to 423 and encodes 140 amino acids. The record is from RefSeq and is a predicted model, not a curated record. The transcript has 2 exons.